Messenger RNA from Gadus morhua (Atlantic cod), 5580 nucleotides. RefSeq names its product UDP-glucose glycoprotein glucosyltransferase 1 (gene uggt1). Gene Ontology annotation, molecular function: UDP-glucose:glycoprotein glucosyltransferase activity. NCBI's taxonomy places the organism in Eukaryota, Metazoa, Chordata, Actinopteri, Gadiformes, Gadidae. Bases 64 to 4674 code for a protein of 1536 amino acids. The transcript is spliced from 40 exons. Gene Ontology annotation, biological process: ERAD pathway. Gene Ontology annotation, cellular component: endoplasmic reticulum. The record is from RefSeq and is a predicted model, not a curated record.
UUGAGCAGGCAACGUGACGCAUACCCUAACCCAGCGAGAGGACCCUCCCACUCGGCUUGGAUCAUGGCUGCAGCAGGACUCCGCCAAGCCGGCUUUGGUACACGUCUAAGAAUGUGGUUGCUGUGGGUGUCCCUGCUGUCCAUGCUGUCAUUGGUGUCUGGCAGUGCAGAUUCAAAGGCUGUGACCACCACCCUCACCACUAAGUGGACAGCCACUCCGCUGCUUAUGGAAGCCAGUGAGUUCCUGGCUGAAGAAAGCCAGGAGAAGUUCUGGGACUUUGUGGAGGCCAAUCAGAACACAGAAGGAGAACAUGAUGACACAGAGCAGGCCUACUAUCAGAUGAUCCUGAAGAGGGCGGGUGCCCUCCUGAGCUCCGUCCACCUCAACAUGCUGAAGUUCGCCCUCUCUCUCCGGGCCUACUCGGCUACUGUGCACUCCUUCCAGCAGAUCGCAUCCAACGAGCCCCCGCCUCCCGGCUGCGCGGCGUUCUUCAGCGUUCACGGGCUCAAGGCGUGCGACGCCCAAGACCUGGAGGGGCUCUUGGAAACAGCCCCCACCAGGCCGAAGCCGUUCCUCUUCAAGGGCGACCACAGGUUCCCCGGGUCCAACCCGGACGCCCCAGUGGUCAUCCUGUACGCCGAGGUCGGCUCGCCAGCGUUCAGCAGCCUCCACCGGGCGGCCCAGGCCCAGGCCCAGGACGGACGGGCGCUGUACGUCCUCCGCCAUUACCUGGCUAAACCCAGCCCUAACAAGGUGUUCCUCUCUGGGUACGGCGUGGAGCUGGCCAUCAAGAGCCAGGAGUACAAGGCAAAGGACGACACCCAGGUCCAAGGGGCGGAGGUGAACGCCACCAUGAUCGAGAACGACCCAGUGGACGAGGUCCAGGGGUUCCUCUUUGGAAAGCUCAAGACGCUGUAUCCAGAGAUCAAGGAGCAGCUGAAGGAGCUGAGGAAACACCUGGUGGAGAGCACCAAUGAGAUGGCUCCCCUCAAAGUCUGGCAGAUGCAAGAUCUGAGUUUCCAGACGGCUGCUCGUAUCCUCUCAGCCCCGGCUGCAGAAGCCCUGAAUGUGAUGAGAGACCUGAGUCAGAACUUCCCCACCAAGGCGAGGUCCAUCACCAAGACGGUGGUCAGCGCCGAGGUCCGCAAAGAGAUCGAGGAGAACCAGAAGUUAUUUAAGGGCUCUCUGGGUCUGCAGCCGGGGGACUCGGCCCUGUUCAUCAACGGGCUGCACAUCGACCUGGACACACAAGACAUCUUCAGUGUGUUCGAGGUGCUCCGCAGCGAGACCACCGUGAUGGAGGGCCUGCGCUCGCUGCACGUGGACACGCCCCACAUCCACGACGUCCUGAAGCUCAACGUGCAGCCGUCGGACUCGGACUACGCCGUCGACAUCCGCCACCCCGCCAUCAACUGGAUCAACAACCUGGAGACGGACCACCGCUACAGCUCCUGGCCUUACAACGUCCAGGAGCUGCUGAGGCCCACCUUCCCCGGGGUCAUCCGACAGAUCCGCAAGAACUUCCACAACCUGGUUAUUGUUCUGGACCCAACUCAGGAAAACGCUGCAGAACUUCUUAAUGUCGCUGAGAUGUUCUACACAAACAACAUCCCACUGAGGAUAGGCCUGGUGUUCGUGGUGUCGGACGAGGACGACGUGGACGGGAUGGAGGACGCGGGUGUGGCGCUGGUCCGGGCCUACCACUACAUGUGCCACGAGGUGGACAGCCAGAGCGCCUUCGAGGCCGUCAUAUCCAUGUUCAACCAGGUGGUGCCGGGGGGGCGGCUGAGCGUGGGUGACGUGGUGAAGGUGCUGGAGAAGAGGUACCCCUACGUAGAGGUCAGCAGCAUCCUGGGAGCCGACUCCAGCUACGAGGCCAACAGGAAGGAGGGGCGGGGCUACUACUCGCAGACGGGGCUGGGGCCGCUGCCCGUGGUGAUGUACAACGGGAUGCCCUUCCAGCGCGAGCAGCUGGACCCCGACGAGCUGGAGACCGUCACCAUGCACAAGAUCCUCGAGACCACCACCUUCUUCCAGAGGGCCGUCUACCUGGGGGAGCUGGCCACCGACCACGACGUGGUGGACUUCAUGAUGAACCAGCCCAACGUGGUGCCGCGCAUCAACCCCCGAGUCCUGGACACCAGCAGGACCUACCUGGACCUGUCCGACACCAACAACUUCUUCGUGGACGACUAUGCCCGCUUCUCGACCCUGGAUACCAAACAAAGGAGUACGGCCGUGGCCAACAGCAUGAACUACAUGACCAAGAAAGAUGACGGCUUCGUCCGUCCCGUCACCUUCUGGGUGGUGGGAGACUUCGACCAGCCGUCCGGACGCCAGCUGCUCUACGACGCCAUCAAACACAUGAAAAGCAGCAACAACGUGCGUCUGGGGAUGAUCAACAACCCGUCGGCGGCGGUCACGCCCGAGGGCAGCCGCGUGGCGCGCGCCGUCUGGGCGGCCAUGCAGACGCAGACCGCCAACAACGCCAAGAACUUCAUCACCAAGAUGGCCAAGGAGGACACGGCCAGGGCGCUGGAGGCCGGCGCAGACAUACGCAGCUUCGCCGUCGGGGGGAUGGACAUGGACCUGUUCCAGAGCGCGUACGACGGGCCCAAGCUGGACUUCCUGCUGUCACACAGCGUCUACUGCAGCCACGCCCUGAAGCUGAGGAGAGGCCAGAGGGCCGUGGUCAGCAACGGAAGAGUCAUUGGUCCGCUGGGAGAGGAGGAGGUCUUUAACCAGGAUGACUUCCUGCUAUUGGAGAGCAUCAUCCUCAAGACCUCCGGAGAGCCAAUCAAAACCAAGGUCUUGCAGUUUGGAAUCGAGGAGGACCGGGCCAGUGACUUGGUGAUGAAGGUGGACGCUCUGCUCUCCGCUCAGCCCAAGGGAGAAGCCCGGGUGGAGUACGGCUUCGCUGACGACCGCUUCAGUGCUGUGAAGAUCCGGCCCAGAGAGGGAGAGGUCUACUUUGAUGUGGUUGCCGUGGUGGAUCCUGUAACCAGGGACGCCCAGAAAGUAGCUCCACUGCUGCUGGUUCUGAAGCAGCUGGUGAACAUCAAUCUGAGGGUCUUCAUGAACUGUCAAUCCAAACUGUCUGACCUGCCUCUCAAGAGCUUCUACCGCUACGUGCUGGAGCCGGAGGUGGGGUUCCAGGCGGACGGCAGUGUCUCGGCGGGGCCCCUAGCCCGCUUCCUGGACAUGCCCCAGACGCCCCUCUUCACCCUGAACCUCAACACGCCCGAGAGCUGGAUGGUGGAGUCGGUGGGCACGCGCUACGACCUGGACAACAUCUACCUGGAGGAGGUGGACAGCAUCGUGGCGGCCCAGUACGAGCUGGAGCACCUCCUCCUGGAGGGCCACUGCUUCGACGUGAGCACGGGACAGCCCCCCCGCGGGCUGCAGUUCACCCUGGGGACCGCCUCCGAGCCCGUCAUCGUGGACACCAUCGUCAUGGCGAACCUGGGAUACUUCCAGCUGAAGGCCAACCCCGGAGCCUGGACCCUGAAGCUGAGGAAAGGACGCUCAGACGACAUCUACAAGAUCUACAGCCAUGACGGUACAGACUCCCCGGCAGACUCCGAUGACAUCACCGUGGUGUUGAACAACUUCAAGACCAGGGUCAUCAAAGUCAAGGUGCAAAAGAAGGCGGACAAGAUGAGCGAGGAGCUGCUGAGCGACGGCACCCCGGAGAACGACUCGGGCUUCUGGGAGUCGCUGACCAGAGGGUUCACAGGCGGGGUGAAGACAGAGGAGCCCAAGCAGGAGAAGGACGACGUCAUCAACAUCUUCUCUGUGGCAUCGGGUCACCUGUACGAAAGAUUCCUCAGGAUCAUGAUGCUGUCGGUUCUGAAGAACACUCAGACUCCCGUCAAGUUCUGGUUCCUCAAGAACUUCCUGUCACCGGCCUUCAAGGAGUCCAUCCCCCACAUGGCGCUGGAGUACGGGUUCCAAUACGAGCUGGUCCAGUACAAGUGGCCCCGCUGGCUGCACCAGCAGAGGGAGAAGCAGCGGAUCAUCUGGGGCUACAAGAUCCUCUUCCUGGACGUGCUCUUCCCGCUGGCCGUCGACAAGUUCCUGUUUGUGGACGCCGACCAGAUCGUACGUACGGACCUGAAGGAGUUGCGUGACUUUGACCUGGAGGGCGCCCCCUAUGGCUACACGCCGUUCUGCGAGAGCCGGCGGGAGAUGGACGGAUAUCGCUUCUGGAAGUCUGGCUACUGGGCCAGUCACCUGGCGGGCCGGAAGUACCACAUCAGUGCUCUCUACGUGGUGGACCUGAAGAAGUUCCGUAAGAUCGCUGCCGGAGACCGACUCAGGGGGCAGUACCAGGGCCUCAGCCAGGACCCCAACAGCCUCUCCAACCUCGACCAGGACCUUCCCAACAACAUGAUCCACCAGGUGCCCAUCAAGUCCCUCCCUCAGGAGUGGCUGUGGUGCGAGACCUGGUGCGACGACAGCUCCAAGAAGAAGGCCAAGACCAUCGACCUGUGCAACAACCCUCGGACCAAGGAGCCCAAGUUGCACGCGGCGGUCCGCAUCGUCCCGGAGUGGGCCGACUACGACCAGGAGGUCAAACGGCUCCUCAGCAGGGUCCAGGAGAGACAGCACACAGACCCCCAGACCCCCACCGGGACACAGCCCAGCGGCACAGAUCCCCACAUAGAGUUGUAGUGUCCUGGGACGGCCAGGGCAGAGGUGGUGGGUUGGACUCUGUUUAAAGAGUCCCCUACUCUCUCCUCCUCCUCCACCCCCUCUCUGCUCCUCUUCUCCUCCUUGGGAGCAGCCUGCUGAUAGACAGGCCGCAAGCCGCUCCUAAAUGAUGGACCCCUUGUUCUGAUGAUUAAUUUCGCCCUUUUUUUAUACAGUGUAGUCUGGAACUAUUUGUGUGUUUGUGCCUGUGUUUGAGCGUGUGUGCGGGUGCGUGACCGGGUGUAUGUGUGUAUGUGCGUGGGUAAGUGUGUGCCCAUGGGGGUUAUCGAGAGUGUAGCGCAUCACGUAGCACGGUGGCUGACGUGUUGCUGUGCGUUCGGUCGUGAGGAACGCUGCUCUGUUUCUUGGUGUUUGUUUUGUUUGUUUGUUUCCGGCUGUAUGGGGAAAAAGUUGUACCGUUCCCUAGCCGGUGAAAUAUUUUGAAAUAUCGAAGAUAGAAAUGCUAAACUAGAUAACAGAUCACCAUCCAAUAGCGCAAACACUCUGGACCAGACUCAUGUUUUGAUGUUCCUUAGUCUUCGGUGAGUCUUAAGGGGAUUUCUCUUUUUUUUUUUUAUAAUGGCUGUUUCUUAGAUGGUGGUACGAUGAUUACCGUACGACGAAGCCUCGACCAGAAGUACUUGAGAAAGUUGCAAUACAUUGCGACAGUACAUUUUAUAUAAACUUUCCCAAAGCCGUAGAGAAUGGCCGUCCAGAAUCGAAUAGCAUUCUCAUAAGUUAUCUUUAACCAAGACAUCUAGUACCCAUCAUCUCUUACUGUAAUUUGAGUCCAUCUCUCUCCCGUGAACAGGGACACCUGAUGUGCUCCUGUAAGUCCUGUGGUCCUAAACGACCCACCCCCAGACAAUAAAGACUCAGCCAACAUCA